Molecule: messenger RNA, 599 nt
Organism: Centruroides sculpturatus (bark scorpion)
Lineage: Eukaryota; Metazoa; Arthropoda; Arachnida; Scorpiones; Buthidae
Exons: 4
Coding region: 69-599 (176 amino acids)
Source: RefSeq, a predicted model, not a curated record
CUCAACAAUUGAUCUUUCAUUGUUUGGCUCUGCUAUUGUCAAGAGUGCGAUUUUCAAGUUAUUUAAAGAUGUUAUUUGAUUCUUUUAAUUAUCAUCCCUUGCCUGAACCUUUCGAGGCAAAAUCUGAUGGACGUGCGGGAUUUGUAAGUCCAAAAAAUUUGGAUCAUUUUAAAUAUCGGGGCAAGAAAAAAGGCCUAUUGAAGCAGGAUAAACCCGCAAAUAUUCAAUUUGGAACGUCAAUCUUGAAAAACCACAUUAAUCCUGCGUGUAAACAAGCAAUAGAAAAGAUUCGGCCGUUAUACGAAAUUUCGUGCGAUCGCUUUAACAGUCAGCGAUUGGUUGAAGAUCAGGACGAUUAUGAUAUGAGUGAUGAUAUUAUGGGUCGUCCAAGGAACAUCAGAAAGAAUGAAGGCGUCAGCAAGCACGAAGGAUACAUGGAAAAUUCGAACACCAUUGGAUAUAAUGUUGGGUGUGCUGAUAAUAAAAGAAAAACAUUAGAUAAAGCCGGAUCUUUUUUCAAGGCCGUAUGGAAGCCAGUAAAGAGGACAUUUUACAACAAAGAAAUGAAUGCUCUACACGAAAAUGAACCACCAAUAUAG